Molecule: messenger RNA, 1922 nt
Organism: Rhopilema esculentum
Lineage: Eukaryota; Metazoa; Cnidaria; Scyphozoa; Rhizostomeae; Rhizostomatidae
Product: EGF domain-specific O-linked N-acetylglucosamine transferase
Cellular component (GO): endoplasmic reticulum lumen
Molecular function (GO): protein O-acetylglucosaminyltransferase activity
Source: RefSeq, a predicted model, not a curated record
CAGAUGCAAAAUAGAGCAAAUUUCUUUCAACAAAUUUGCUUUAAAGGCCCCCACCCCCACCUUUUCAGAAAACCUAUAAGAUCAGCAAAUGCUGAUGAUACUGAUACAUAGCCCUCGCUUUGAUUCCGAGGAUUGUUGACAGGGCCUAGCUUUCGAAUGGUCUGGCAUUAUUUGCACAUCUUCGGCAUGGAAAUAUUUGUGGGGGUAGCUUUCAGUGUUUCAUAGGUUUCGAAAGUCUGUUUAACGCAAAGGUUCAUAUUUUAGACUUGAAAAUAUCAGGGCCAGUAUGGUUUACAACUGCUUCUCAAAAACCUUUCUUAUUUUACACAUGCUUCUUGGAAGCUCCAAAGUACAGACUUUGCCAAAGGAGUUUGACAAUAUCCCUAAAAGCCACUUUAAGUAUUUUGGACUACCAUCAUUUGAGGCAGAGAAUUGCAAAGCAGAUGGCUUAGAAUGCAAGGUCAACAACAUCCCCCAAACCUUAAAAAGGAAGCAACUUUGUUGGGGUUAUGAAAAAGACUGUAAGCUGGAGAACAUGUUUUCAUAUCCAAAUUGCUUCUCUCAUGAUGCAAGAUGGGCUAGUAGUCUUGAAAAGCAACAACAAUUAUUCUGGGAACAGGGUGAUUUUGGAUAUUUGAAGAAGUUUAAAGAGGGCAUGCUAGAUAUUUGUAAACCAAAUUCAAAGGAAGAUUCCUCCUUAAUAUGUGCUGAGAAUAUGGUGUAUUGUGAAGCAAAGAACAUCUUCAUCAAUUUCAAAAACUUGCACACAUCCAGUAGCAAUGACAGGUUCAAGGAAGAUGUAUUUAAACAGGGAGAAAUUGGUGGGCAUUGCUCCCUCAACCAAGUGUUACUUCGCCAACAGGGUUCUCACAAGAGCCCACUUCAGUCAUGGUUUGCUGAGCUUCAAAGCUAUACAUCCCUUGAUAAAGAUCCUAUACAGACUGGAUCUUGUCACAUUGUGAUUGAAAAGCCUGUAUAUUUUAUAAAACUAGAUGCAGGUAUAAAUAUGUUCCAUCAUUUCUGUGACUUUGUCAAUCUGUACGCCUCUCAACACAUGAAUGGUAGUUUUUCCACUGACAUCUAUAUCGUUAUGUGGGACACAUCCAACUACCCAUACAGAGAUUUCUUUGAAGACACAUGGAAAGCCUUUACCGAUUAUCCUAUUAUUCGUCUCAAUGAAUACGAAAACAAAAAGGUGUGUUUUAAAGAUGCAGUCUUUCCUUUACUGGCUCGCAUGAUAAGAGGGCUGUAUUACAAUAUGCCAUUGGUACCAGGCUGUCAGAAAGCGGGAUUGUUCAAAGCAUUUUCUGAACACGUGCUUCACAGAUUGAAGAUCAAACAAGACUCGUACGAGGAUGAUGUUGUUCGGGUCACUCUGCUUGUUAGGAACACCCAAUACAGGAAUAUCUUGAACCAAGACGAGUUAAUUGGUGCAAUGAAAAGAUACAAAUCUUUGAAUGUCACUGCCGUGGAAUACAACUUGGCGAUCCUGUUUUCAAAGCAGCUGCAAAUUACCCAUAAUGCAGACGUAUUUAUUGGAAUGCAUGGGGCUGGCCUCACGCAUUUGCUCUUUCUUCCGGACUGGGCGUCUGCAUUUGAAUUGUACAAUACUGAAGAUCCUAAUUGUUAUCAAGAUCUCGCAAAUCUGAGAGGCGUGCACUACAUUACUUGGCAACGAAGAGAGAAACUAUUUCAGCAAGACGAGGGACAUCAUCCUACUCUUGGCAAACAUUCAAAAUUCACAAAUUAUGCUUUUGAUGUUGAUGAAUUUAUGCGACUUUUAGAGACUGGGAUUAAAAGUGUUUUGGCCAAUAGGCCUAAAAGAAAAGUACCUUAAUAUCUUAAUAUUGUAAUUCAAGAAGACCUAGUCUUGUAGUAGCUUUUCGUUGAUGUAUAAAGUUCUUUUCCUGUAAGGAUAGAAA